Molecule: messenger RNA, 696 nt
Organism: Scomber scombrus (Atlantic mackerel)
Lineage: Eukaryota; Metazoa; Chordata; Actinopteri; Scombriformes; Scombridae
Gene: cmtm8b
Product: CKLF-like MARVEL transmembrane domain containing 8b
Exons: 4
Coding region: 1-513 (170 amino acids)
Biological process (GO): myelination
Cellular component (GO): membrane
Molecular function (GO): structural constituent of myelin sheath
Source: RefSeq, a predicted model, not a curated record
AUGGAGAGAGCCGCUGUGACGUUGGCCCGCAGGAGUCCCCCAGUACCAGAGUACAACACCUCAACCUCCACCUUGGCUUUCGACCAGCAUUUCACCAUGACUGCCAAAGGAAUACUGCUCCUGGCUGAGAUAGUUUUUGGUAUGUUGGUGUGGAUUCUGUUGGGUGGUACAGAGUAUUUUCUUCACCCUGCUCUCUGCUGGGUGAUGUUUGUUUCCAUCUUGUGCUGGGUUCUGACCAUUUGCCUGUUUAUAAUUUACCUCACUGGAGCCCACAACAGGAUACCACAGGUCCCCUGGACUACACUGUCUCUGUGUGUGAACAGUGGUGCCACAGCUCUGUACCUGGUGACAGCAGUGGUAAACGCUUUCUCAGUCAACAAGGCCACAAGGGGGCGACACAACUACAACUGCUGGGCAGCAUCUGCAUUCUUUGCUUUUCUGACCACACUGUGCUAUGCAGGAAGUAGCUGCCGGAGUUACCGUGACUGGAAAACCACAAAGGAGGAGCAGUAAUCUCAUUACUUCUUGUUUGAAGACAACAUUGUUUGCACUUUCCCUCAGGAGCAUGUCUGUCAGAGAGAUCCAACUCGAUUCUCUUGAAGUCUAAUUAAAACUUGUACAGCACUGUAAUCAAUUUGUCCUGGUCAUGAUGAAAAACCUUUGUUGCAUGUCGCAUACAGGCAGAGGAGGAGGGGG